AUGGCUGAAGGGGACAAUGACAUAUUUGAAAUGCCAACUCUCGGAAGGCCGCUCCGCACAGGGAUGUUGUAUGAUCGACGCAGUGACACUUUCAUCCCAGGUGUCACCUUAUGGGACUUGGAUGACCUCUUGAAGAACCUUGAUGUCCGACCCAAGCCCAACACAAACUUCAGCAUUAUUUGUUCAGACUCCAUUGAGGAGAAAGCGAGCCACUUAAAUGUUGAAGCCUCACUCAAGGCCAGCUUCCUGGGGGGACUGGUAGAGGUGGGCGGCUCUGCCAGAUAUUUGCAGGACAGCAAGUCAUCAAAGCAGCAAGCCCGAGUCACCUUGAAUUAUCAACAACACAUUUGCACCUUGAAUUAUCAAGCAACAACCCGCUUUGAGCAGCUGACUAUGAGACAGUUAGGUCCCAAGAAUAUUGCCUACCCAUCUGUCUUUGAACAAGGUUCAGCGACUCAUGUUGUCACCGCCGUGUUAUACGGGGCUCAGGCAUUCUUUGUGUUUGACCAGGAAUAUUCCUGCAAUGACAACAAGCAUGAAGUAGAAGGCAACCUACAGGUGAUGAUUAAAAAGAUCCCAUUCCUCAGUAUCGAGGGAAAGGGUUCCUUGCAACUCUCAGAUGAUGAAAAUAAAAUUGUUAAGAAGUUCAACUGCACAUUUCAUGGUGAUUUUAUGCUCAUUCGGAACCCAGUGAGCUACCAAGAUGCCCUGAAUGUUUAUUCAACACUCCCUGAGUUACUGGGCGAUGAUGGAAGGAAUGUGGUACCCCUCAGAGUCUGGUUAUAUCCUCUGAAGAUGUUGGAUUCAAAAGCUGCCCAAAUUGUGCGAGAGGUUAGUGUUGGACUGGUCAAUUGGUGUCAGUUACUCUUUGACCAGUUUCUUGACAUAGAGAUGAGAUGUAAUGAUCUUAUUAAAAGCGUAGCUGCCAGAGAAUUCUCCAAGAUAAAGGUAAAAAUCCUCAUGUUCAAGGGAAUGUGCCUAGAAUACCAAACUAUCUUUAAGAAAGACCUGGGGAAAGUGCUGACAUCUAUCCGGGGAACAGGAGAAGAGGAAAGUCGUCUAGCCAAUAUUUUGCAACAGAGAGAGCAAUCACCAUUCAGCAACAAAUCACUGACAGCUUGGAUGGAGAAGAGGGAGAAGGAGAUAAACACAGUGGGUGGAUACCUAACUAUGUUUCAAGGUGUAGAUGUUCUGACCUCCAGCCAAUUGGACAAGUACUUGACAGAUCCAAUGGUUGAACAUGUUGUCUGCUUCACCUUCACUUCAUUGUGGUAUGAAGAUAUCUAUUUUCAAGAACUAUCCAACUACCUCAAGACCUCAUGGUCUUUAACAGUAUCAGGCCACACAUCGCAAACUAACACAAGUCAACCGAGUGAAGAUUGGUUCUCUCUCGGAUCAAUCUCCCAGCAAAUGAGGAAACAGGCAAAGCUUUUUCUGCAGUUUAUCCAGUCCAAUGCAUCCUUUAUGAAAAGCACAAACUUGAGGAGCUGCUGCAAGAUUGCAAUUGCCUCAGUAGAUGACAAGAAUAUUACUGGAGCCUCAAUUUUUCUGUAUGAGCAAGGAAUAUUGAUAAAUAAGGAAUUCAAGCCACAGAAACUGGACACCCCAGAGAUCAUUGGGACAAGUGACAACAGUGUGACAUUGAAACUCAAGGUUCCUGAAGAUAACACUGGACUGGGACUGAUGUUCCUGGUGGAAUUUAGGUGUAUCCAAGACGAGGUUUGGUCCUGGAAGUGCACGCAGGAUUCUUCUGAAACCUUCACGGUGACAGGAUUACAGCCACACUGUCAGUACCAGUUCAGGGCUGCUCAUAUACACAAGUCAUUCAUAGGCUUAUUCAGUGAUCCCACUGUCAGUGUCCUCACUACUACUUCUCACGGGCUUUCAGCAUCCAAAGCUCCUCCUGUGCGAGUUGGUGAUGGUGCAAAUAUUGAAUAUCAAAAAGGUGGUGACCAGUGGGGACCACAAAGUUCGGUGCUGGGACGGCAGCUGUUUACCAUAUACAUUAAUGAUAUAGAUAAAGGUAUUGAACGUAAUAUUAGCGAAUUUGCUGAUGGCACAAACCUGGAUGCCAGGGUGAAAUGUAAAGUGGAUGUUACAAGAAUACAGGGUGACUUGGACAGACUAGAAUGGCCUCCUGCCCCAUGGUGCUGUGGUCAGCCGGCCAUCGUCCCCACAGCUCUAUUCCUCAUCUUCACAAGCAGCAAGUCCCCCAUACCUGUUGGCUACGGUCAAGAGCUGAGGCUCCUCUUCCUGGAUCCCGCUGCAUGCCUCACUUGCAGUCACACCCGGCUGUCCAUUGUCACUGACUGGAUUUGA
Messenger RNA from Hemiscyllium ocellatum (epaulette shark), 2319 nucleotides. RefSeq names its product verrucotoxin subunit beta-like. The record is from RefSeq and is a predicted model, not a curated record. Gene Ontology annotation, molecular function: protein binding. The transcript is spliced from 5 exons. Lineage: Eukaryota; Metazoa; Chordata; Chondrichthyes; Orectolobiformes; Hemiscylliidae. The coding region runs from base 1 to 2319 and encodes 772 amino acids.